Molecule: messenger RNA, 300 nt
Organism: Emiliania huxleyi CCMP1516
Lineage: Eukaryota; Haptophyta; Isochrysidales; Noelaerhabdaceae
Exons: 3
Coding region: 1-300 (99 amino acids)
Molecular function (GO): protein binding
Source: RefSeq, a predicted model, not a curated record
AUGCCGAGCCGCAUCCUCUCCUCGGUCAUCGACGACGAGUCCGAGGAGGACGACGGCGACGCCGAGCAGUGGGCGGUCAUUGAGAUGCGCGACGGCGGCGAAGAGCAGAGCCACCCUCUGUUUGUCGACCCCGGCCGGACCGAGGACCGGUUCUGGAUCGGGCGCGACGCGAGCUGCGAAGUGACCCUCGAUGCGGCGAGCGUCUCGCGGCGGCACGCAGAGCUCGUCGUGCGGCGCAACAACAACAUCCAAAACAGAAUUCCCAAAACACCAAAAAGAAUUUCACAAGUUACGGGGUAG